AUGGCAGCGUCAAAGGCCGCAGCGACGGAACUCGAGGAGCUUCAGGGCGAGCCACGCUGGUCUAGUAUCCGUUAUCCACCUCAUCCUUGUCCUGCCAAGUGGUCACACAUCACAGACGAGAAGUUAAUGCUGUUGGUGACGCAGUCGACGGCUAGUGGGGAGAGGUUUCCAGUCGGUGUCAAUUGGCUAGAGGUCUCUCGAGUAGUGCGCCGCUCUCCCGUGGAUUGUGUAAAGCGCUAUGCGUAUUUACAUGAUGCUUGUGAGCAAUACGAUGUACUAGAAGAAGAUCAACAAGUGGAAGAGGAAGAGAAGGAAAAUAUCAAGGUGCUGGAAGAAGAGCUGGAAGAGUUCCUUUUGGAUAGUGGGGACGAAGGUCUCGACGAGCAGUCACUCAGCAACUUUGCGACGCCUGUGACUUCACCGAAACUGCAGCCACUGGACACAUUCGGAGCGUUUGUGACAAGUAGACCGACUUCUCCUGAAUCACCGCCACCAUUUGCUGUUGCUCGCCCUGCGGCAAAGAAGCCAGGAACUACUGGCUUAGAAGGAAGCCCAUUCAGAUGGGAGAGUCUGGUGAAUGACCCGAAGUACAUCGCACCAGUGCUCGCUUCUCGACCAAGUUUGCACCAUAAACAGAGCUUGCAAGGUCGCAUUAGAGUGGAAGAUGAUGAAUCAAAAGAGCUGUUUGUGGUGUCACCGCCGAGGCUAUCGUCCCAAGGAUCCAUAUCGCCUUCUGAGUCGGAGGGCCAACAUGGGAUGGAAACGAUAGCUGACCGGAAUAAUAUUGCGUCGGUUCUCACGCACGCCUUCAAAGGACUAAAAUUGGGGGCCAUGUCACCUCCGUUGGGUUCUCCUCUCAUCGGUUCUCCUCGUCUAAGUCGAAAAAUCUCCAACUCAGAGUAUCCAUUCUUGAAGGAGGAAGACUUGUCUGUUUGCCAAUCCGCGGCGAGUCAUGCGAGCAGUAGCAUAGGCGAGACUGGAGGAGUAGAAGCUAGAACCGAGCCAGCACUAUUUGUAAACGAUGCCUACAGAGUUGGCAAUGAUGCAUCGUCCGGAGACCUGCAGCGUCAGAUGAACACACAUCUGAUGCGCAUGUCCGCCAUGUCUUCGUUCCACGGUGACAACCCGUUCUCGGGCUCAAUCACCCAGUCAGCGCUGGAAGACGCCUUUUUAGAUAUGGCAGGUUCACGUUUAGACGCUUCCAAUGUGCUCCGGAGCAGUCGUAUGUCAGCAAGUCCUGGAACACAGUCACAGCAUCGUCUUAAUCGGAUUCCAAUUGAUGGUCAAGGCGCACAAGGCGCUACCUGA
Messenger RNA from Peronospora farinosa, 1308 nucleotides. Lineage: Eukaryota; Oomycota; Peronosporomycetes; Peronosporales; Peronosporaceae. The record is from the annotation of a GenBank genome assembly.